UUCAAGAUUAACUCACCUUCUUUCAAUAUCCGGAGAUGAAAAGUGGCUGCUUCAGGAGAGUUGUUAAAAGUGAUUCAUUCGAAUGCAUUUGGAAGAAGUAAUACGCAUUGCAAUGUGAUUACACCUCUGGGAAACUUAUUUUAAUAUUUAAUUGGAAACAAUAAAUUAAAUACGUGAUGUCUUUUGGAUGAUGUAGAGAGUUAUCUGCCAGAAGAUGAUCUGUUAUCUCUUCCUUGCUUUGUUUAUCUUCCACGUUCAUCUCACAACUUGUCAAAGAUAUGCCGAUAGGAAUCUUAUACCUCCCCCUAACAUUCCUACAGACUAUCAUUAUGAAGAAGAUUACUCUGAAGGCUACGAUUUCAUGGAGGAGCCUGGGUUUCAUCGCUGGAAUGUGGAAGUUUAUCCUCAUCCGAGAGAAAAUCCUCCAGAAUGCCAUAGGAUUAAACCCUCAACUAUAUGUGAUCCUGACUCUGUACUGCAGAAGGAGGAGCUUGAUAAAUUAGAAGUGGCAGUCCAAACACUGUAUAAGGAUACAGCGUGCAUUUGCGAUGUAUGUGAUGCUAAUGAUGGGGGCAUCGUGGUAGGAAUCGCCUUGUUGAAACACCUGUUUCAGCCCUAUAACGAACAUCCGGGAAAGAUAAUUCGUACGUUUGCGGAGCAGUUGCGGUCUAAGUGGAAGCUUGGAAAAUGUGACAAUGAUAUUCUCAUUGUGAUUGCUGUAAUAGACAGAUUGUCGUACACAGAUGUCGGAAAAGCAACAGCAAAUUAUGUGUCGAAUGAAGAGGCUCACAGUGUUUUCUUGGAAAACAAGUUUCACUUUACAAACGGCAAUUUUUACAAAGGCUUGGAUGCCAUGCUUUCGGAUUUCUACAAUAAAACUAGAUAUAUAAAAUUGCCCGUCAAAAAUGAUGUAAAUAUGGCAUUAGUUUCUGGUAUAAUCUUAGGUUCCAUUUUCUUUCUCCUACUUCUAUUAUUUGCGAUAUUCUUCCUAUGCCGUUAUAUAAGGAAAAGUAAAGAUCCGGUAAGUACAUUUUUUCAGUAAGUCAAAAAGCAUCAG
Messenger RNA from Stegodyphus dumicola, 1057 nucleotides. RefSeq lists its product as uncharacterized. Lineage: Eukaryota; Metazoa; Arthropoda; Arachnida; Araneae; Eresidae. The record is from RefSeq and is a predicted model, not a curated record. Gene Ontology annotation, cellular component: membrane; acetylcholine-gated channel complex.